Molecule: messenger RNA, 612 nt
Organism: Macadamia integrifolia
Lineage: Eukaryota; Viridiplantae; Streptophyta; Magnoliopsida; Proteales; Proteaceae
Exons: 2
Coding region: 130-486 (118 amino acids)
Biological process (GO): rRNA base methylation
Cellular component (GO): cytoplasm
Molecular function (GO): rRNA (uridine-N3-)-methyltransferase activity
Source: RefSeq, a predicted model, not a curated record
UUAAGUAAUUGAGUCUCUCGGGAAAUAAGCAAACUUAUGAACUAACAGAUCCAAGUAACGAAGUGAUCAUAAGACCUCAAAAGGGUUAGCGCAUGAGAACUGAAAGGGUUACCAACUACCAACUAAGAAAUGGCAGGUGAAGGAGAAGAAUGGGUCAAGCACUACAGCAGCUCCCAUAGGAUGUUACUUGUUGGAGAGGGUGAUUUCUCCUUCUCUGCUUGUUUGGCCAGGGGUUUUGGCUCAGCUAAGAACAUGAUCUCUACUUCCCUUGAUUCCAAAGGAAUCUUAAUGGUGAAGCACCCAACAGCAAGGGCUAACUUGGAGGAAUUGGAGAAACUGGGGUGCAUCAUUCUUCAUGAAGUAGACUGCCACACUAUGACUAGACACCCUUUUCUCAAGACUAUGAAAUUUGAUAGAAUAAUCUUCAAUUUUCCUCAUGCGGGUUUUCAUUAUCAAUCCGAACUUGAGCAAGAGCAAAUCGAGUGAGUUAUCAAUUAGUUGCUUUUCUUCUGUUUAUAUUCUCUCAUGUGUGUGUGUGUGAAAGAAGCCAAAUGCUUCUAUACUUUCGAUUUCUUCGGUUUGGUUUUUUCGAGUCACUCCCAUUGGCCCACA